Messenger RNA from Cavenderia fasciculata, 1683 nucleotides. RefSeq lists its product as uncharacterized. Bases 1 to 1683 code for a protein of 560 amino acids. Gene Ontology annotation, molecular function: protein binding. The transcript is spliced from 2 exons. Lineage: Eukaryota; Evosea; Eumycetozoa; Acytosteliales; Cavenderiaceae. The record is from RefSeq and is a predicted model, not a curated record.
AUGGCAAGUUGGUCAAAGACCUCGACGGCCACAGCAGCCAUGUCACCAGUCUUCUCUCGGUUGGAAGCACGGUGUGGUCGAUCUCGGCGGACAUGGCUAUACGCGUGUGGAGCUCGUCGUCCUACCGAUGCAUCAAAAAGAUUGAAACCAAGAGUUAUCUUGUCAGCAUGGCCAAAGAGCGCGAUCCUGCGAUGGGAUGCCAACACGUACGAGCCUAUUGAUAUCUUGGCGGGACACAAAAAGAUGGUGCAUUGCAUGAUACCCGUCGACAACUACAUUUGGUCGUGUUCGUCGGACAACCUCAUAUGCGUGUGGGACCCAAAUACCGGCAAACUGGUCUCUAAAAUAAUCGACCAUAAAAGUCGUGUCUUUUACAUGUUACGUGUCAACAACCAAGUAUGGUCGUGUGCAUGGGACAAGACCAUCAAAAUACACGCCAUCGACACACUCUCACUCGUCAAGGAAAUCGAGCCUGUCCAUCGCGACGCACUCAGCUGUCUCAUCACUAUUCGCAAAUCCCCCAUCUCACCCCUUCAAGUAUGGUCGGGUAGCUGGGACCACACAGUCAUCAUUUGGAAGACCUCUGACCCCGACACACAUGCAUCCACGCAGUUACUUGGUCCAUCCUCUAUCUCCUCCUCUUCCACCUCUUCGUCGUCGUCCUCUUCCGCGUCGACAUCCGGCAAAAAACACGGACACAAAGCGUACGAACCGCAUCCACAUCUCCUCGGCAACAACAAACGCACGUCUACGCGACUAUCCAUGUUCUUUGGCACACGCGACCCUGUACCAAGCAACAUGCAAAGUAUGGCACUUCAAGCAUCCACCUCAUCACCCAACCUCAACAUGACCAAUGCUCACAACCAACUGCCAUCCCCGCUCAUCACACCGCCUGCCAUGACACCCGCCAACAGCCAAUACAAUCUCAGCAGUCUCUAUACUAUCAACCCAGCACCUCCACCAGCCCUCCCAACCGUCUCGGUUACCCAUCUCCCAACACCCCCCAACAAGAUAGUCACAUCUCCAACCAGUAGUACACCCUCCUCAAUCUCUAGUGCAGGUGGUCGAGACGGACUAGUCAUCUCACCACCACCAACACUAGGUCAAUCAUCUUCCACCACCAACACCAAACCACAUUCCCCAAGAUCCAUAUUUAAUGCAAUCCUAUCACCAAGAUCUCAAUCAGCAAUGUCACUAACAUCACCAAGAAAAGAUAAAGAAAAGGAUAAAGAUAAAGAUAAAGAUAGAAUAUCAACAACACCAGGAGGAGAUAAUUUAUCAACAACACCAGGAGGAGAUAAUUUAUCACCUAAAUGUAUAUCUCAACCAUCACCAUCGAUUUCACCAAUGAAUCUUACAUCUCCAAGUCUGUCACAUGCACUAAGUCACAAUGAAUUAAUUCCACCACAUAUCCAACAUCAACAUAUUCAACUACCACCUCCACCACCUCCCCUACAACAAUAUAAUAAUAGUCAAUUAACAAAAAGAAUAACAUUGGCACAUGAUCUUACCAAACAAUCGAUAAAUCAUGCAGUCACAUGUGGAAUAUGCAAUGGAAAAAUAUCAACAAACUGGGGUGGCAAGAAACAAGUAUUCCAUUGUAACAAUUGUAAAGAAUAUUAUCAUAAUGGUGAAUGUGUUGAACAAUCAUUAUCAAAUAAUUGUUCAAGUCCUAAAUCUUAA